Daphnia pulicaria is the source of this 4397-nucleotide messenger RNA. RefSeq names its product transient receptor potential cation channel subfamily V member 5-like. The transcript is spliced from 15 exons. The coding region runs from base 1592 to 4348 and encodes 918 amino acids. Lineage: Eukaryota; Metazoa; Arthropoda; Branchiopoda; Diplostraca; Daphniidae. Gene Ontology annotation, molecular function: calcium channel activity; protein binding. Gene Ontology annotation, biological process: calcium ion import across plasma membrane. Gene Ontology annotation, cellular component: membrane. The record is from RefSeq and is a predicted model, not a curated record.
CAAGUUAGCAAACAACACCUGAUGAAACUUAAUUUUCUUUUCUUUAUUUUUGAGUGUAAUAAAAUACUAGAAAUGCAAGAUAUAACCUAUAAGGGAAUAGUUUGUGCACUUCACAACGAACAUUCAACUAUUUUGGCAGGCUUAGCUGAGGCCACAUGAUCGAAUCAGAAGAAGACUGGAAAGAAAAUGAUGAGGGCAUUAUUUCAGGCAUCACAGAGUUUUCUUGUCCAACACCAUCCAUAUAUGAACAAGUCACUUGGUGGUUUUCGUUGGUGAACCAACUUUAAAACAGUUAAACACUCAUGGUUUUCUUCAAUAUAUUGAGAACUAGGAAUUUAUUUAUUUAGUUUUUUAUUUAUUUAUAAAACUUAAUAAUAAACCAAAUAUUAUCUGGUUUAUUGUUUAAGGCAAAAACACAAUAUUUAGUUGUUUUUUUAAACUAAAUUUCCAACCCCAAAAGUACGACAAUUCCAUCGGCAACGUGGAUAGUUGGAAGAAUAUAGCGGGAGCAGUUUCUAAAGUCCAAACCUUGGCUAUGCAUACGUGUCACGCUAGAAUAUCGACUCGGCAUAUUCCCGCGUCGACAAGUCGAAUGUUUGUUUGCGCUCUGCAACUGUGAAAACGAACGCAGUCGGGUGAGGAAGUUUUUGUAUUUAGCCAGUCGGCACAGCACACAAUUCUCUCUGUAUACGCAACCAACAGAAAACACACAAGGCAUCAACGCGUCCGUCCAAGAAGAAUGAGCGGGCCACUACAUCAAUCUCGAAUAGAUAUGGAAGUCAUAAGUUGUCAACGCGGGAAUACAAUUCCAGUUCUAGCCCCCGCGUAAUAACACACGGUGGUUGAAUCGAGGGGGUUGAAUGGUAACUAGGUUACGUGAAUACAUACCUGGACUAUAUAGGAACGAGUUCUUCUGGUUAUGUACCGCAGUUUCGUCGGGAUUAUUAUACCAAUAAACAUGUAGCUCAUGCUCUAGCCAAGUUACAGGGCUUGCGGCUUGAGCGUAGGCACUAAAAUGACAUCUCUUUUCAAAGUAAUCACGCAAUAUCGCAAGUCCGCCUAGUAGUUAUUCAACGGCAUCAUGCUAAUGUAGGCCUACUGCGUUACUAGAUUCGUCUAACCCGUCGUCCGUGUUGGCUCCGUAUAAUAUGUACCCGCAGGGAGAAAGGAAUGACCACGAAUUGUAAAAAUAUCUAUGUAAUUACAUAAACACAUAUAAGAACACAGUGAAGGGGGUUGGUGAGUGCGCCGAGUCCUUAGCCACACGAAAAAGAAACGGGAAAAAAAAAAUAAAAUAAAAAGAACACGCGGCGGCGGCUUUCACGACGACAUUGAGGGUGGCGAGGGUGUUUUGGGGUUGCCUAGGCAACGGACGACAGGGCCCGUGUCAUUCGACACUGUCCAACUGGCUGCACGAGCAGCGCUGAACUGCAGUGUCUGACGGAACUGACUACUGACUGGAACGGGGUGCGGUGCCCAACGAUGUUUUUGCUACGUUAAUUUGCGUCAUAUCCAUUGUUAUAGUUGCGUCGUUAUUUAGUGUGUAUCGUGUGUGAAGAAGAUCCCGACCGAAAUCUACUAGGCGUCCGAUAUGGGCAACUGCAAGGGAAAAGCAAACGAUCCACUCAACAAACAGAACAGCUCGGCUUUCGAUCGAGUGACAUCUCGCACUUCCACCGACGAUGAUUGCCUCCUCUACCAACUGGCCGAUUAUCAAAAAGGGGGCGAUCUCAUCCGAUACUUCACCAAAGAAGGACCCCGUGCCACAGAAGAGCUUCUCAAAGAACAAAUUCCGCUGUUACUUUACCGCAAAGGAGAGGGGCAAAUAGUCAGGAGAUCCGACUACCUCAAAUGGAAGUACCGCAACAAACGACACGUGGGCGUACCGGUCAGCGAAGACGUACCCGGAUGGAUGGACCAUCUCGCCUGUUGGAACUUUGAUUACCGCGGCUCAUUGGGCGAGUCCCUCUUGCAUGUCCUCAUCGUCUGCAACACGUCGAUCCACUGCAAACUGGCCAAACUGCUCAUCGUCCUGUUCCCGAAUUUGGCGCUGGAUGUCGUCGAGGGAAAUGAGUUUAGAGGAGCCAGUGCCCUCCACUUGGCCAUCGCCUACGACAGUUUAGAAGUAAUCAAAUUGUUAGUGGAAGCUGGUGCCGUCGUCGAACAACGUGCCGUAGGGACGUUCUUCUUGCCUCGUGACCAGCAGAGGGCCCGACCGAGCCGGACCACCGAUUACGAAGGCCUGGCUUACUUUGGUGAAUACCCCAUAUCGUGGGCGGCUUGUUGCAACAACGAGGCCGCCUACAAUUUGCUGAUUGAUCGAGGGGCCGAUCCCAACAGCCAAGAUUCUUUUGGCAAUAUGGUCCUACACAUGGUGGUGGUCUGCAACAAACUGGAAAUGUACGGUUACGCACUGAGACAUCCCCGCAUCCAGGCUAAAAUGGGCAUCGUCAACAAUGCCGGCCUAACUCCAUUGACACUCUCCUGUCACCUGGGUCGAGCCACCAUUUUUCGCGAAAUGUUGGAACUAACAGCCAAAGAAUUUUGGCGUUAUUCCAAUAUCACCUGCUCGGCUUAUCCGCUCAACGCUCUCGACACUAUCCUUCCGGACGGGCGCUGCAACAUGACUUCCGCCCUUAUGAUUAUCCUGAACGGAACUAAAGAGGAACAUUUGGACAUGCUGGACGGCGGCAUCAUUCAGCGGCUAUUGGAAGAGAAAUGGAAGACGUUCGCCCAGCGACAAUUUCUCAAACGUCUUGGCAUCCUCUUCUUCCACUUGUUGGUGCUCAGCAUCGCAGUGUACACCCGACCCAGACGUGACAGACCGCUCAUACCGGACGACUUCGACGCGUUGAACGCCAUGGAUAUCACACGUUUCUGUUUCGAGAUUAUCACGUGCCUCAGUUGCGUUGGCUACGUCGUCAUCCAGCAGAUCUCGGAAUUGAAGAAUGUCGGUCUCAGAGGAUUCCUCUACCAACUCUCUAACAAUCCGGCCAAGGCUAUUUUCCUGGCGUCUAAUUUCCUGACGCUGGCUUGCAUUCCGUGCCGAUUCUAUGGUAAUCGAGACGCCGAAGAAGCCAUCCUUAUCUUCGCCUUGCCAUCCGCCUGGUUCUUUCUCAUGUUUUUCGCCGGAGCUAUUCGACUGACUGGUCCAUUCGUCACGAUGAUUUAUAGCAUGAUCACUGGUGACAUGCUCACCUUCGCCAUUAUUUAUUCCAUCAUGCUUCUGGCCUUCUCUCAGGCCUUCUUCUUCCUCCAUCGCGGACAUCCCGAUAAGACUCUGUUUAGUAACUUUUUAUCCACCUGGAUGGGCCUAUUUCACUGGACUCUUGGCGACUACAAUUACAACUCACUGCAAGACACGGUUUACCCGGCUGUGACAACCACCGUGUUUGUCAUUUUCAUGAUUAUGGUUCCGAUAUUGCUGUUGAACAUGUUGAUCGCUAUGAUGGGUAACACCUACGCCCUGGUCAUUCAGCAGAGUGAGAAAGAAUGGGUGAAACAAUGGGCGAAGAUCGUCAUUGCCCUGGAAAGAGCCGUCAACCAAAUGAACUGCAAAGAGUAUUUGGUGACGUACAGCAUUAAAGUGUCGGGCGGGAGUGACGGUAGCGACGGGUCACCGCCCCAAGAAGAAGUACGAGGUGUCAUGGUCAUUAAAAGUAAGAAUAAAACAAGAGCUCGACAGAGGAAAGGUGCACUCAAUAAUUGGAAGAGAGUGGGUAAAAGGACGAUCAAGGAGCUUAAGCGUCGAGGUAUUACGGGCGAUCAAUUGCGCCGUCAAAUCUGGGAGCCUAAAACGCCAUCAACUACCUCCAUCAACGCCAGUCCGUGCGUCACUCCUAUACCUUGUCCACCAUCAGCUGCUAUGCUCCUAAUGGACGGCAUGAACGGCGGGGGUGGUCUGGGAGUCGAUGCAUUUACUUUCGGUGCUGCUUUCAAUGAUAUGUCCGGUUUCUCUGGUGGCGGUAGUAAUAACACCUCGGCUCCACCACCGAUCAAUCAAGAAGCAUUGAAUGCAGCUCUCCUCAACAAGCUGUCACUCAACUUGCCUUUCGAAGAUGUUUUCGAGUCUACCUGUACGGCUCCAGUAGCUGCUAUGUCGCCAUCAGUUCCGAUUCAAGCUCCAGCUCCAGCUCCAAUUCAAGUUCCAGCUCCAAUUCAAGUUCCAGCUCCAGUUCCAGCUCCAGUUCCAGCUCCAAUUCCAGCUCCAGUUCCAGCUCCAGUUCCAGCAGUUCCAACUCCAAUUCCAGCACAGUUCCAACUCCAAUUCAAGUUCCAGCUCCAGUUCAAGUUCCAGCUUCAGUUCAAGCUUCAGCCCCAGUUCCAGCCGUUCCAGAUCCAGUUCUAGCAGUUCCAGUUCCAGCAAUUCCAGUUCCAGUUCCAGCAGUUCCAGUUCC